UUGUAGUUCCGGUUUAACCAGUGUGAAAGAGAUGUACAUGUUCAGUUACUUGUUAUGUUUAGCCAUUUUGUUGUGAGGAAUCGAUGAUUGUUGAAUUAUCGUAAUCGUUCUUGGUGGUUUAGUAAUUCGGCCACAUCAAAUUAUGCAGUUUUAUAAGGAAAAGCUUUUGUCACCAGGACAACUGAAACGCCUUAAUGAGCACAAAUAUAGCUGUACGACAAACAGUUUUUUGGAUGGAUCUCUUCAACCCUGGUGGAACUGGCUUGUUAGUAAAAUUCCACUUUGGCUGGCACCCAAUUUAAUAACAAUUGUGGGUUUAAUCGUCAACAUCGCAACUACUUUGAUUCUUAUAUAUUACAGUCCAGAUGCUAAAACUGAGGCACCUAGGUGGGCUUGUUUUUUAUGUGCACUUGGUUUAUUUAUUUAUCAAAGUUUGGAUGCUAUAGAUGGUAAACAGGCAAGAAGAACAGGGACUUCAACACCAUUGGGUGAACUAUUCGAUCAUGGAUGUGAUUCUAUAUCAACUGUUUUUAUUGCUCUAUCAGCAUGUAUAGCAGUACAGUUAGGAUAUUAUCCAACAUGGAUGUUUUUCCAGUGCUUCUGUGCCAUGACACUUUUCUAUUGUGCUCAUUGGCAGACAUAUGUUUCAGGUUCUUUAAGAUUUGGCAAAAUAGAUGUCACAGAAGCGCAAUUUAGCAUUAUAAUGAUACACCUCAUAUCUGCAGUUUUUGGACCCAAAAUAUGGAUGAUGGAGAUACCAUACAUAGAUGGUUUUAUGUUUAAGUAUUUAAUAGGAGUUGUGACAAUAAUUUGUGCACUGGCAAACUUAUAUUGCAUCUUUUCGGUGAUUUUCACCGGAGGAGUGGGCAAGAAUGGUUCAACUGUGGCUAUGCCAGUGCUUGGUGUAGGCACAAUCAGUAACUACGUAGCAGUGUUAUUUUAUGCAGGCUACAUUCAUGUAUUCCUUGAAUUCUGUAAAGUGUUUGAAUCUGGUGGGAUCGGAAAGAACGGUUCCACGAUUGCAUUGCCAUACACUGGCACAGAGGUCAAGGUGUUUCCAUUAUGGGCUGCUGUGGGCAUCGCUAUUUUACUUGCACAAAGCAGCAUAUCCGUCAUUCUUGCUGGUGGUGUCGGAAAAAAUGGCUCCACCGUUGCAGGAACAUCAGUUUUAUCUCCAAUUAUUCCAUUUAGUUUUGUGGUAGUACCAGCUUUUAUAAUUUAUAGAAAAAGUGCUGAGCACGUGUAUGAAAAUCAUCCUGCAUUGUACAUACUUGCAUUUGGAAUGGUUGCAGCUAAAGUUACUAAUCGAUUAGUGGUUGCACAUAUGACAAAAAAUGAAAUGCAAUAUUUAGACAGUUCACUGAUUGGACCAGCAAUGCUGUUCUUGAAUCAGUAUUUCAAUUUUUUUAUCAAAGAAUAUUAUGUUCUUUGGUUGUGUUUUAUUUGGGUUACUCUGGAUUUAUUCCGGUAUAAUGCUCAAAUUUGCCUUGAAAUCUGCGAUUAUAUGAAGAUCAAACUAUUUAAAAUACCAUUAGGAGAUCAUCGAACAAAUCUGGUUUCUAAUACAGCUGAAAAAAAUGUUCGCAUGACGGUGGAACAAGAGCCCCUAUUAGAUGAGGAUUAUCAUCACGGAUCUGAUACCACCCUCGACCUAUGAUGGUUAAAAAAGUAUUCGUUGGCAUAAAGAUAAUUGUUUAGAAGUACAGGGUUACGCAAAACUCUCUUAUGACUUAUACCAUAAUUUCUUUAGUAUCCAUAAAAACAUACAAACUUCUUUACAAUGAAGAUUAGUAUAAUAUGCGUUAUUAUCACUAUAAAAGUUUCAUAUGGCUUUUAAUCUCUUCUGGAUUGUAUCUUCGUUGUCUGAUUUGGGUACUGAUUAAACAAGGAAACAUAAACUAUGUAGUAGAAUGAAGCGUUUGAGUAAUAUAGUAGGAAGCGAAGAAGGGAGUUUGAAGAGAGUUUUACGUCGCCCUCUUCAGCGGCGUAGAAGGAAAUUAAAAAAGAAGAUUCUAGUUCUAUCGAUAACCAUAUCGUUUUGUACGAGACUGAUCGGUUCAAAGGUUUUCUGACGAAGUAAGAUAAGAGUAAUUCCUGUGAAAGUUUCACAGGGGACACGUUAAAGUACAAUUUUGUUACCAGUGAUCAAAAAUAAUAAAAGUUUAUAGUUAUUUGUAUUCAAUUAGGGGCACUGCGAACUGUAAGUUAAGAUUUAUGUUACUGGUAACACUUAGAAUUGUACAACUUCACAGAAGAGAUAGAAACGAAUAUUAAUGCAUUUUUUUUAAAUAAGAGAAUGUAUAAAUAUUUUAAAA
Molecule: messenger RNA, 2315 nt
Organism: Eufriesea mexicana
Lineage: Eukaryota; Metazoa; Arthropoda; Insecta; Hymenoptera; Apidae
Gene: bbc
Product: choline/ethanolaminephosphotransferase 1 bbc
Exons: 11
Coding region: 143-1657 (504 amino acids)
Biological process (GO): phosphatidylethanolamine biosynthetic process
Cellular component (GO): Golgi apparatus; endoplasmic reticulum membrane
Molecular function (GO): ethanolaminephosphotransferase activity; diacylglycerol cholinephosphotransferase activity
Source: RefSeq, a predicted model, not a curated record